AUGGAUCCACAGGACAAAGAACUCUUCAUUAAAACAAAUACCAUCACAUGGCAUAGUUCAUUUAACCAGGUACAACCACUUUCUCUCUGCAAUGAGAACUGCUAUCAGGGUUACCACAGAAGAAAAAAAGAGGGGAAGCCAUUUUGCUGCUAUGAUUGUGUCCCUUGUGCAGAUGGAAAAAUUUCAGAUCAGAUGGACACAGAUGAUUGUUUCCAAUGCCCAGAAGGUCACUAUUCAAACAAAAACAAAGAUCAAUGCCUUCCAAAAAGAAUUAACUUCCUCUCUUUCACUGAACCUUUGGGGAUCACAUUAAUCUUUUUGGCUGUGAUGUUAUCUGUAAUCACAGUUUGGGUCCUUUGGAUAUUCACAAUACAUCAGAACACUCCCAUUGUCAAAGCCAACAAUCGAGAUCUAACUUACUACCUACUUAUAUCUCUCCUGCUGUGUUUCAACUCCUCAUUCUUGUUCAUUGGCAAACCACAGACUCUGAUCUGCUAUUUGCGACAAACCACUUUUUCCAUCGUUUUUUCAGUAGCUAUUUCUUGCAUAUUGGCCAAAACUGUCACUGUGGUACUUGCUUUCAUGGCCACUAAGCCAGGAUCCAAAUUGAAAAAAUGGAUAGGAAAAAAACUGGCCAACUUCAUUCUUCUUGGCUGCUCCCUGAUUCAAGUUGGGAUUUGUGUUGUAUGGUUAUGGAUAUUUCCUCCUUUCCUAAAUUUUGACUUCCAUGCUCUGGCUGAAGAAAUUGUGGUGGAAUGCAAGGAAGGAUCAGAUGUCAUGUUUUAUUGUGUUCUAGGUUACUUGAGUUUUCUAGCCAUUAUUAGCUUCACUGUGGCAUAUUUUGCAAAGAAACUGCCUGACAUUUUCAAUGAAGCCAAAUUUAUCACCUUCAGCAUGUUGGUAUUUUGUAGUGUGUGGUUUUCUUUCAUUCCCUCUUACUUGAGCACCAAGGGAAAAUAUAUGGUGGCUGUGGAGGUCUUUUCCAUCUUGGCUUCUAGUACUGGAUUAUUGGGCUGUAUUUUUUUCCCUAAGUGCUAUAUAAUUCUGUUUCAGCCUAUAUUAAACAGCAAGGAUCUGCUCAUUAGAAAGAAAUAG
Messenger RNA from Notechis scutatus (mainland tiger snake), 1095 nucleotides. NCBI's taxonomy places the organism in Eukaryota, Metazoa, Chordata, Lepidosauria, Squamata, Elapidae. The record is from RefSeq and is a predicted model, not a curated record.